Molecule: messenger RNA, 2600 nt
Organism: Phoenix dactylifera (date palm)
Lineage: Eukaryota; Viridiplantae; Streptophyta; Magnoliopsida; Arecales; Arecaceae
Gene: CRR2
Product: Tetratricopeptide repeat (TPR)-like superfamily protein
Biological process (GO): RNA modification
Molecular function (GO): RNA binding; protein binding; zinc ion binding
Source: RefSeq, a predicted model, not a curated record
CCAAUUUCUCCCUCCUGCAAGCGUGUCCUAUGAAUGUAUGUGUAUGUGUAUAUAUGUAUGUAUAUGUAUGUAUGUAUGUGCGUAUAUUUUUAAAGUCAUCCAAGCUAUUUGCUCUGCUUGCCUCCGGAGAAAUCCGCUCCACCUCCACCUCUUCUUCGUUUCCGCGGCAGUACGAUUCCUCCAAAGGACGCCAUCUGAUCUCUGAAACCUGUAACUCCGGGGAAAUCCAAGCUAUUUCCGACCGCUCACUCCAAACGGGACAAAACCGCGAAGUAUCUCAGAAUUCUGGCACAGAUGCUUGCUUCUUGCUCUCACCCAUCCCUUCUUCAACUCUCUCUUCCUCCAAAACCUCCGCAACUCCAGCUCUACUCACACUCCCCUCCACUUCUCUCCUUCAAAACCGUGUCCUGCAUCAACUCCUCCUUCCAAGCUCCCUCGCAGCGCGCCCCUUCCAGCACCAGCACCAGCAGCUACAACCAUAUGAUCCAAUCCCUAUGCAAGCAGGGAAACCUCAAACAAGCCCUCCAGCUCCUCCCCCUGGAACCCAAACCCACCCAGCGAACCUACGAAGCCCUCAUCCUCGCCUGCACCCACCGAAACGCCCGGCCCUACGGACCGAUCGUCCACCACCACCUCAUCGAGAACGGCUUCGACCAGGAUCCCUUCCUCUCCACAAAACUCAUCGACAUGUACUCGCAGUUCGGCUCCCUGGACAACGCCCGCGACGUGUUCGACAAAACGCAUGUGAAAACCAUCUUCGUAUGGAACGCUCUGCUGAAGGCCCUUGCGCUGGCCGAUGCGGCCGAGGAGGCCCUCUCCCUGUUUCACGAAAUGGGCGGGGCCGGAGUUCCGCCGGACAGCUUUACUUACUCCCACGCGCUCAAGGCUUGCAUCGCUUCCUCGUCCCGUCCGUCGCUGGCUUUCGACAGAGUGAGGCAGAUCCAUGGCCACAUCUACCGACACGGAUUCGGGUCUACCAUCUACGUGGCGACGACUCUCGUCGAUUGCUAUGCGAAGCUGGGGUCCGUUUUGUAUUCACGGCGAGUGUUUGAUGGGAUGCUCGCGAGGAAUGUCGUUUCAUGGAGUGCCAUGAUUGCCUGCUAUGCAAAGAAUGAGCGCCCUUUGGAUGCAUUGGAGCUGUUUCGGGAGAUGAUGCUGAGGGACCCUGAUGCGAUCCCCAAUGCCGUUACCAUGGUCAGUGUUCUUCAAGCUUGUGCUGGUUUGGCUGCACUUGGACAGGGGAGGCUCGUCCACGCUUACGUCCUUCGAAGGGGACUCGAUUCCAUUAUAACGGUGGUCAAUGCUUUGAUCGCGAUGUAUGCAAAAUGCGGAAGCCUGGAGACUGCGCGUCGAGUUUUUGAUGGGAUGAUUGGUCGGAGAGAUGUUGUAUCGUGGAAUUCUAUGAUUUCAGGUUAUGGAAUCUACGGCUUUGGCGGUAGAGCGAUCCGGGUCUUUGAGGCUAUGAUCGGUUCCGGGAUAUCACCAAGUCCUAUUACGUUUGUGAGUGUGCUGGGCGCUUGCAGCCAUGCCGGGCUCGUGAAGGAAGGAAAGAGACUGUUCGAGUCGAUGGCCCUGGUGCAUGGUGUCGCACCUCGAUCGGAGCACUAUGCUUGCAUGGUGGAUCUCCUCGGCCGUGCUGGCCGGUUAGAUGAAGCAGCUAGGAUCAUAGAAGGGAUGCGAAUCGAACCAGGUCCCACUGUUUGGGGUUCUCUUCUUGGAGCUUGUCGGAUCCAUGGUCGCGCAGAGCUUGCGGAGAGGGCAUGCGCUCGCCUGUUUGAACUCGAGCCCAUGAAUGCCGGGAACUACGUACUUCUAGCUGAUAUAUAUGCAGAUGCUGGGAUGUGGGAGGAAGUGAGCAGGGUAAAGAGGCUUCUGGAAUCACGGGGGCUGCAGAAGAUGCCAGGAUGCAGCUGGAUCGAGGUGAAGAAGAAGAUGCACUCAUUUGUGUCUGUAGAUGAAAUGAAUCCGCAGGUCGAACAGCUUCAAGCUUUGCUGGCUCGGCUGGUGAAGGACAUGAAGGAUAAAGGUUACGUCCCCAAUACUAAAGUUGUUCUUUAUGAUCUAGAUCAGGAGGAGAAGGAGCGGAUUCUGCUAGGUCACAGUGAGAAGCUGGCUCUGGCUUUUGGCCUCAUAAAUAGUGGUCAUGGAGAAGUAAUUAGGAUCACGAAGAACCUAAGGUUGUGCGAGGAUUGCCAUUCGGUCACGAAGUUCGUUUCAAAAUUUGCAAAGAGAGAGAUUCUUGUGAGAGAUGUGAAUCGAUUCCACCAUUUUAAAGAUGGUGUCUGUUCUUGUUUGGAUUAUUGGUAAGCUGGAUGGUUCGCAGACCCCUUCUAAUCGAAAACGUCUCGUCUUCGAGAGAUGAUCCAGAGGUGUACAGCACCGGGUUAUGACUUGAAACUAGAUACUAGGAUCUGUAUAGAGAACAUUUGAUUUGAAACCGUAGUUUUUCGGUUUAUCAGCAUUAUCUAGUUGUUACUAUUUAUGCCACAGAAUGCAGUGUAAACAUGCAACCGUCACUUACAUGAAGAUUUUUUCUUGUGCAGCAUAUCUUUAAAUUCUUUCGAAUAAUACAUUACAGAUAUGACCAUUAAAAAGCAAAA